Mangifera indica (mango) is the source of this 2423-nucleotide messenger RNA. RefSeq names its product F-box protein At3g27290-like. NCBI's taxonomy places the organism in Eukaryota, Viridiplantae, Streptophyta, Magnoliopsida, Sapindales, Anacardiaceae. Gene Ontology annotation, cellular component: cytoplasm. The transcript has 2 exons. The coding region runs from base 320 to 1624 and encodes 434 amino acids. Gene Ontology annotation, molecular function: protein binding. The record is from RefSeq and is a predicted model, not a curated record.
UUUAGAGCGAUAUCCUCGAGCACAUUUCGCUCUAAAGUUAAGGCAAAACCAGACUCCCGGCUUUGUUUUCCUGAUUUAGUGUAGAAGAGGGAGAAGAGGCUUACCAGUCAAAAAUCCCCUCAUUGACAUUAUCUACCCUUCUUCUUCUUUCGCUUCCCCUUCUUUCUCUACGUAAACUUGUUCCCGUUUUAUCUUCAUACGCUUUUCUCCUCCCUGUAAAGUCUAACUUUCUCUCCUCUUUUAUCCGACCCACUUCAUCUUCUAUAAACCCUUUGAAAUAUUCAAUACAAUCGAAGGUUUUCGUGUCCUGGAUUUUGGUAUGUUGAAUUUUCGUGAUAAUAUUUGGGGUUCGUGGGGUUUUAGCGGUUCAGGUAAGGAACCGGAUAAAGGAAUUGGUUUGGGUUGUGAUUCAUGGAGUUUUAGCAGUUUAGACAAGGACUUAUUAGAUAAGAAGUCAGAGGAUAGUUUUGAUCAAGAACUGGGAGGCGCUAUGGAUGAGUUGGCUAUGCCUGCGUUCACGGCAAUCAUUCCAGAUUUUGAGACAGAUUUUGGAGAUAUAUGGGGGUGUGAGAGUGAGAAACACAAUGGAGAUAAAAAAUCCUUUUCUGGUCUCAAUUUGUUGAGGUUUCAACAAGGGAAGGGUAACUUGCAGUUUGAUGAAAUAUCGAUUCCAAUUAAUAGUUUUAGUCAAUUUGGGAUUGGUAAUAGGGUUUCUCAUGGUGACUCUGGUUGUAGUGUGAAUGUGAAUGAUGGGGUUGUUUGUAAUAAUCAGGCUAAUGAAGUUUGUUUUGAUUGUGGUGAAGGAGGUGUUCCCCAUGAUGCCUUAUUUUUUGCUCUGGGUUAUCUGGGAGUGAAGGACCUUCUUGCUGUUGAAAGAGUUUGUAGGUCUUUGCGUGAUGCGGUGAGAAGUGAUCCUCUGUUAUGGAGGAGUAUUCACAUCAAUCAACCGUUGUAUCCGAAGAUUGGUGACGAUGCUCUUUUGAAGUUAACUGGCAGGGCAGCUGGUACUCUUCAAUGCUUGAUUCUCGAGAACUGUAAUAAAAUCACGGAUAGUGGUUUGAAGCGUGUGCUUGAAAGCAAUCCAGGGCUGAAGAAGCUUUGUGUUCCAAAUUGUUUUAAACUCAGCAUUGAGGGUAUUUUGUCUAGUUUAAGAGCCUUCAUGUCUGCUGGCACCCCAGGAAUAAAGCACUUAAGAAUUGGUGGACAAAUGGGUAUAACAGAGAAACAGUUUGAAGAAUUCAAAUGCUUGCUUGGUGGAGAUGACAGUAUGCAGGUGAGAACCCAUAAACCAGAGUAUUUUGGAUUUGGAAAUUUGUAUCCUCCUUGUGAUGAUGAUCGUGCCUUAGACAUUGAGACAUGUCCUAAAUGCCAAAAACCGGGGCUAGUUUAUGACUGCCCAAGAGAUAUUUGCCAGGCAAAAGAUCAUCUCCCUCAACUUUGUAGGGGUUGCAGGCUUUGCAUAGCACGCUGUUUUUGUUGUGGGUGUUGUCUGGGGGACUUUGAUUAUGAGGAGACAUUUUGCCUAGAUAUGCUAUGUCGUGAUUGUAUUAAAAAGUGUGCUUCCUCUUCUAAGGGCACCAUUAUUUGUAAAGAGACAAGAUACAAGUUAUGCUUUUGUGGCUAGUGGAGAGGACAUGUUGAGCUUCUUAUCAGAAAAAGGAUAAAAGAGAAAGGGAAAAAAGAGCUAUUGAGAGGACCUAUGGACUAGAAUCUGCAUGAUUUGCUGUCCAGAUAAUUAGCGCAAACAUUACGGACAGCCAUUGACCCAGUGCUAGGAUUUUCAAGCUGUAAAAUAUAUGGCCACUGUGAAUGGUAUUGGCAUUUUGCAACUUGCUACUGCUGUCUGAGGUGCUGGUUUGUGUUUGGUUGCUGAAAUGGGGAAACAACAAAAAUAAGAAGGAAAAAAAAAAGGAAAAGGAGUCAUACUAGUAAAGAAAUGAGGUGGUUGAAAAAAGAAGAAAUGGAGACUUCACUGGGGAAUGUCUUUAAAAACCAACUGCUGAUAUAGUUAUUUGAAUAUUGUUGGAUUAUGAAUCAAGGUUGCAGUAUGUGAUAAUGGAACUGGAGUUUUUGGCUGUGUUGUAGUUGACCAUGGCUUUGGCUUCGGCUUCGAGGACACUUAGUUGAAUAUGAUGGAAAACAAAAACUGCAUACAUUUAUGAAUGCAAUGUUCAACAGAGAUUGAGUUGUGUUGUGAUGCAGGAACUGAAUAUGGUGGGAAAAAGAAAGGAAAAGAUGUGUAGUAUGCGAAUGCUGGUUUAACAGAGAUUGAGUCGUCUUGUGUUGCAGGAGUUGUUCAGGGUGGAAAAAAAAAAAAAUGUCUGGUUUGUUUUAUUAGAGACAAGUGAAGAGUGGUUUGAUUGUAGUCUGACAUUCUUGCUUAUUGCUAUUGCUCUAUAAUCUAAAAAUCUCUCUUUAAAUCA